AUGGAUCAAAUCCAAUCUUUUGAACCGUGUAACUAACCUUCUGACAUACAAAUACAUUCAAAUAUUUGUGAUAGCAAUGACCAAUAAAAAAAUGGUAAUCAAACCAGACGAGCCUGGUCUCUUAAAGAAGACAACCAACUCAAAUAAGCCAUUAAAAUAUAUAGCACUAAUUGGCUAUAGGUUGCUUAAGCAUUACAAAAUCGAAAUCCUUCUUAAUGUGCUUAGAGAUGGAAAAGAAUAAAACCUUAUAAUGUACAAGUUUAUGAAAAUUUUCAGUAUAAUAUACGGAAACCAUGGACAAGUAAAGAAGACUAGCUACUUUUAAGAUUAGUACAAGUACAUAAUAAAAAUUGGGUUUAAAUUGCCAAAUGUAUUCCUAAUCGUACUAGUAAACAGGUAAGAGAAAGAUUUGUAAAUAAAUUAAAUCCAGAAAUUAAUUAAGAACCUUUCACUAAAGAGGAAGAUAUGAUUAUAGUUGAAGGAUAUAAGAGCUUUGGAUCUAAAUGGUGCAAGAUAUCUAAAUUAUUAUAAGGAAGACCUGUAUGAAUUAAUUAGUUAUCAAUUAGGAAAACAUAAUAAAAAAUAGAUAUUAUUCAUAUAUUCGAAAGCGUUAUUUUAAUAUUGAGAAUCCAUAUUAUGUGGUUCCAUAACCAAAUAAUGAGAUAUAAUAGUCUAUCCAAAAGGAAAAUAUAAAUUAUUAAUAAAACAAAUCAUUUAAAAGAACAAUUGAUAAACUUAAAAUUCGAAAAAGAUAUUUUGUAUUUACUUAAUUUAUCAAAAGAAAUUGUCUAAUAAUGGAUAGAGUGAAAAUAAAGAGAAAAAUGAAAAUAAUAGUAUAGACAAAUAAUUGAAUUAAGAAAAUGUUAAGUUAUAAAAAGCCUUAAUUUAAGAAAAUAAUCAAAUAAAUAAUCAUCUUAAUUUUAGUAAUUUUAUUUCAAUAGUAUAGGUUAAUUCUAAGAGUAGGACAAAAAAAUAUUAUAAAAAAAUAAAUAAGUUAUAAAAGAUGAACUUUCGAUUUAAUAAAAUUAGAUUAAGCAAGAAGCAGAAUAAGAUUAAGUUGGAAAAUUGGAACAAUUAUAAGAAAGUCUUAUAUUAUCUCAAAGUUGUUAUGCUCCUAUUCCAUUAAUUUAUAAUACUGCUUAGACAUAUAAGAUGAUGUAUUAUUUCCCACAACAAUUAUCCAUGCAAUUUAUUCCUCAAUAUUUCAUGAAUGGCCCAUAUCUAUAAUAUGGAGUAUAAAGUUAGGAAACAUUGCUUUCAAGAUCAUAAGAGAUACAAUAAAAAAGUCAACAAUUAUGA
Molecule: messenger RNA, 1299 nt
Organism: Paramecium pentaurelia
Lineage: Eukaryota; Ciliophora; Oligohymenophorea; Peniculida; Parameciidae
Source: the annotation of a GenBank genome assembly